This is a messenger RNA of Lynx canadensis (Canada lynx), 891 nucleotides long. It is a transcript of the gene MC2R, whose product is annotated as melanocortin 2 receptor. Gene Ontology annotation, biological process: G protein-coupled receptor signaling pathway. NCBI's taxonomy places the organism in Eukaryota, Metazoa, Chordata, Mammalia, Carnivora, Felidae. Gene Ontology annotation, molecular function: corticotropin receptor activity. The transcript has a single exon. Gene Ontology annotation, cellular component: membrane. The record is from RefSeq and is a predicted model, not a curated record. Bases 1 to 891 code for a protein of 296 amino acids.
AUGAAGCAUAUUAUCAAUCUAUAUGAAAACAUCAAUGACACAAGAAAUAAUUCAGACUGCCCUCAUGUGGUUUUGCCAGAAGAGAUAUUUUUCACAAUAUCCAUCAUCGGAGUUUUGGAAAAUCUGAUGGUCCUUCUGGCUGUGAUGAAGAAUAAGAAUCUUCAGUCACCCAUGUACUUUUUCAUUUGCAGCUUGGCCAUUUCUGAUAUGUUGGGCAGCCUAUAUAAGAUCCUGGAAAAUAUCCUGAUCAUGUUCAGAAACAUGGGUUAUCUCAAGCCUCGUGGUAAUUUUGAAACCACAGCAGAUGACAUCAUCGACUCCCUGUUCAUCCUCUCCCUCCUUGGCUCCAUUUUCAGCCUGUCUGUGAUAGCUGUUGACCGCUACCUCACAAUCUUCCAUGCUCUACAGUACCACAGCAUUGUGACCAUGCGCCGUGCCAUUGUCGUCCUGAUGGUCAUCUGGGUGAGCUGCACAGGCAGCGCCAUUACCAUGGUGAUCUUCUCCCAUCACAUCCCCACAGUGAUCACCUUCACAUCGCUAUUUCCUCUGAUGUUGGUCUUUAUCCUGUGCCUCUAUGUGCACAUGUUUUUGCUUGCUCGGUCCCAUGCCAGGAAGAUCUUGACCCUUCCCAGAGCCAACAUGAAAGGGGCCAUCACACUGACCAUCCUACUUGGGGUCUUCAUCUUCUGUUGGGCCCCCUUUGUCCUUCACAUCCUGUUAAUGACGUUUUGCCCAAAUAACCCUUACUGUGCCUGCUACAUGUCCCUCUUCCAGGUGAAUGGCAUGUUGAUCAUGUGCAAUGCAGUCAUUGACCCCUUUAUAUAUGCCUUCCGGAGCCAAGAGCUCAGGGAUGCAUUUAAAAAGAUGAUCCUCUGUAGCAAGUACUGGUAG